Messenger RNA from Anthonomus grandis grandis, 4705 nucleotides. RefSeq names its product receptor-type tyrosine-protein phosphatase kappa-like. The record is from RefSeq and is a predicted model, not a curated record. Gene Ontology annotation, molecular function: protein binding; protein tyrosine phosphatase activity. Lineage: Eukaryota; Metazoa; Arthropoda; Insecta; Coleoptera; Curculionidae. The transcript is spliced from 29 exons. Gene Ontology annotation, biological process: protein dephosphorylation. The coding region runs from base 311 to 4597 and encodes 1428 amino acids.
AUUCUGCGUGUCAAUGCUUCACGGAAAAUUAAAAUUUUGCAGCGCCGCGCUGCUCUGUUCGGCGCUGCAACGCUCUGCUUAGGUGGAAACGACCUCAUUGAAUUAUACGUAUCCAAUUGUAAGCAGCAUUUUGCUGCUGCGUCGCGCCGCUUGAUGCUGCUUUGAUGGGAAUUGGCCUCUACGCAGUGAGUAAACAUACCAAUUUUGCUGAUUCGAAGGACACUCAAUACUCGAAUAAAAACGAACACCACUCUAUGUUUUCACCCAUCAACCCACAGUUAAUUGUCAAUACCAAGCUUGUCAACUUAAAAUGGUAAAUUUUGAUGGACGAGGCCGCGAACCAAGUUAUUAUUGGUUUCAAUAUCAAGUCCCAGAUUCUUCUACCUGGGUUGAGAUAGCCAAAAUUCCCUUUCGUGAAGUAAGGGUUGAAACAUUGGAUUCUCUAACUAAAGGGACAAAUUACACAGGUCGAGUCUUCGGACUUAUAGCAGAUACCGAUAUUGCCAAGCUUCAAUAUGUCGCCAUUCCAGUUUUUAGGUUUUCUACCCUAUGUGAUGAUCUAAAUUUGGAUUACAUAAAGCUAAGCAUACAAUCCACAUCAGCAACUUUUAUAAUAGAGGAUCCAAAUGAUAAACUUUGCAACUUAGAUCAAACCCAGCUUUUUAUAUACACUUCUGACAAUAUAUCGGAAAAAAAAUAUUAUCAAUUAAAAAGUUACCAGAAUCGAUAUUUGGAGUUUACAGUCGAUCACUUAGAUCCGAAGACAAUUUACAGAUUUGGCUUAUUAAAUCUAAAUGGAAUGAUAGAUUUGGGCUCUUUUUCAACGACUGAAGCAAAGCCCUCUGCAAUAAGAAAUAUGAAUUUUGAGGUUGAUAUUAUUAGAAAAAGAAUGAAAUUAACUUGGGAUCCACCAAUCAAUCACAAUGGAGAUAUACAGCUCUACAAUAUAACUUACAGAAUUUACUAUAUCAUUUGUCAACGGUGGGGUCCAACAAAUAGUUUCAAUACUUCUGAUGGACAAACAACUUCUUAUACAUUCGAUAACUUAGAAUUUUAUGUGGGAUAUAGCGUAACAAUAAAACCUAAAAAUGCUGCUGGAUAUGGUCCCGAAACAAACAAAUAUAUAAAUAUAGAGCAAUUGGAUAAAAUAACAGCAGAUGAGGUAACAAUAAAUAGAAUAACUCCUGGCGAAACGGAAGUCACUUUCGGAUUUCCUGAUUGCACGAAAAGGACAGGUAUUUUAUCGGUUUCUAUCAGUUAUACGAGUGUGAACAGUUGGUGUUCAAAUUCAAAAAGAUUUCCUGAUCCUAUUAGACUAGAAACGAAAAGUACCAUAACAAUAGGUGGUUUAGAACCUUACUGCAAUUAUACCGCCUCUCUGCGUUUUUAUAGAGGUGAUAGAGAAUUUUCAAAACGGAUUAAAACAGCUAGUUUUCAAACAAAGGAGUCUCGGCCCAACCAAAUAUCGGCUUUCCAAUGUUAUGAAAAAAGCAGUAAUUACAUUGCUGUACGUUGGUUACCUCCUUCUCCACCUACUGGAGAAUUAAUAUCUUAUUUUGUUACUAUUUUGGAGACUGAAUUUUGGAUAUCAGAUUCUUACAUAAAAAGGGAAGAAAACAUUUCUAUAAAUAAAUGCUACCUUUUUCCUGAAUAUCACUGCGCAAAGUUUAAUAAUUUGAAGGAACAAUUUGUUUACAGAGUCGAGAUCUCUGCAUAUAAUAAAGGCAACUCAUUGCCAAGUUUAAAAGCAACGUUAAAGACUCUAGCUGUUAUUGAAGAACCAGGCCCUCCUCGUUCAAUAAUAAACAAAUGGACUGAAGAAAAUUUUCUGGAAUUGACAUGGUAUCAUCCAAAUCACGUAAAUGGAACUUUAACACAUUUUAAUAUUGAAAUUUAUAAAAAGCAAAAGAAGAAAAAAUAUGUUGAAAAGUAUGAAUUAAUCUCUCCGGCAAAUUACCAACCUUCCUAUUCAAAAACUAUUAAAAACUUGCCAUUACCAGGAGAAUUUACCGUUACAUUAGUUUCAAUAAAUUUUAAACAACAACAUUCAGAAGGAAAUCCUACUAUUUCCAUAAUGAGUCCUCCACCAAUACCCAACGAUACCGUUAAUAUCAAGAAGGAACAGAAUGUCAUCCAUUUUGAUUUUAAUGAAACAAAAUACGACCGGGAUUUUUACAGAUUCUUGUAUAUUCUUAUAGGACAAUGUCGAUCUUGCAAAGAUAAUUUAAUACAAUUUAGAGCAGAGCUAGAAACCUAUCAUAAAGCUAACGAUAACAUCUACGAAGGAGCCUCUAUUGCCAAUGAUUGGACUCUUAUUUGUAGUUGUGAAUACGAGCAAAAAUCUAAAAAUUGCCGAUCUAUUCUAAACAAUAAUACAAAAUAUCCUAUAAGCCACAAUGAAAAUUAUGUAAUAGGUUUUAUUUGGAUUUACAAAUUUGCCGGAUUGGUUAGAAGUAAUUAUAUUAUAAAAGAUACAGAAAAUAAGCCUUAUACUGAUUCAAAGAGAUCAUUUUUUCCAGAGAUUUUCUUAAGUUGUUCAUUAUUGUUAUUUUUAAUAAUAAUCAUUGUAUCUGUUUACUUUGUGUCAAAAAAAUAUAACUUAAAUAUUUUAUCAACUUCUUAUUUAUGCACAUGCUUUAAAUUAGGAGAAGUAACUGUACCAAAAAAUGAAUGUUUGCCUAGCAAGUCAACAGACAUUCUUACUGAAGCCACAUAUGUUAAUCAAGAAGAAAUGGGGUUAAAGAAAGUCGGACGCGUAAGACCAGUGUCUCGAAUUAUUUUUAAGCCACUUGAUCUUUUAACUGAAAAUGACGUUAUUUGCCCAGGAGUUCCACUUUUUAAGACUCAAAACUCCAAACGAAUAAAAUUGGAGCACUUUUCAGACUAUCUUAAAAAUGCUAUUAAAUCAGGUGAACUGCUGGCACAGCAUAAUACCUUUCCUAGAGGCCUACAAAAGCCACAUGCUUAUGGUUCGCUACCUGAAAAUAAAAUUAAAAACAGAUACAAGAAUCUUAUAGCAUAUGAUCAGUCAAGGGUAAUACUAGAAAAGAUUGAUGGUGACGAAUUUUCCGACUAUAUUAAUGCAGACUAUAUUGACGGUUUUAGACAUCCAAGAGCUUAUAUAGCCACUCAAGGACCAAAACCCAAUACCGUCUCUGACUUUUGGAGAAUGGUUUGGCAAGAAAAUGUUACACAUAUUGUUAUGAUGGCUAAUGUCAUUGAAGGAAAUAAGAAAAAAACUGAACAAUAUUGGCCUGAGAUUAAUGAGGAAGAAAAAUACGGUGACUAUACGGUGACAUACAUUAGUUCUAAGGUGUUCGCUAACUAUGACUGUCGAAUACUUGAGCUUCAAUUUAAAUGUUCAACACCCAGGAAGAUAGGACAUCUUCACUUUAAAGUAUGGCCCGAUCAUGGAGUUCCACUGUAUCCCCAAUCAUUAGUGCCUUUUCUUCAAACACUUCUCAGAUUAAAAAAUACUGAUUUUCCUUUAGUUGUGCAUUGCAGUGCUGGAGUUGGUAGAACCGGAACAAUAAUUCUAUGCGAUAUUUGUUUACGAAUGGCUGCUGCAGAAGGUUUCGUGGACUUCUUUGCUAUGCUGGAACAUCUUCGAAAUAAUCGCGCUAAUUUGGUGGAUAACGUAGAGCAAUAUAUGCUGGCGCAUUUGGUGGUAUUAAAUUGUUUGGCGGGUAUGAAAACGCAGAUUCCUGUAAAUGAAAAAUUCACACAAUCAGUAAACCAAAUCAGCAACAUCGCAUCGCAGCUUAGCUAUGUCAAAAGCAUAGAAUGGCAGGAUGAUGCCAUGAAAACAACUCAUUCUACUCAUGAUGAAACGAGGGUCAUUAUACCUGAGAAAAAUCGGUUUCCCGAUAUAUUACCUGACCCUUUGGCUCAAAUAUUUUUGCGUCCUUACCCACCAUCAAAUCCUAAAUUUAAUUCUACCUACAUAAAUGCUAUACAAGUCGAUGGGUUUUGUGGUCCUAAAAGGUUUGCUGUUACCCAAUUCCCAUUGCCUAAUACUAUUGGGGAUUUUUGGAGGCUUAUAUUGGAGAGAAAUUAUACAGUUAUAGUGUGCUUAAAUGACUUAACACAUUACAAAGACCCAACCUGUCAAAGAUUUUGGCCUGAGAAAAGAGAGUGUUUAGAACCACAAAGUGGUGUAACAGUGAAAAGUGUCAGAAGCAAACAACUGCUCGGGUAUAUUGAAAUGAUAUUUGAUAUAGACUCAGAUGACAAACAUGAUCAAAAACUGACUGUCAAAAUGAUAAAGUUGGAUAAUUGGGCUCCUAAAGAGCUUGUUCCGCCAAAGGUUUCCGAUUUUAUAUCCUUUGUAGAAGAUGUUACAGCUGUAGCACGAGGUUGCGGACAAAUUUUAUUAACUUGUUAUGAUGGAGCUACUGCAACUGGCUUAUUUAUGGCGCUAUCUUUUUUAAUAGAAAAAAUUGACUUUGAGCAUGAAUGCGAUGUAUGCCAAGCUAUAAGGACAAUAAGAACUAGUCGGAAACAAUUUGUUGGUUCUUUGGAACAAAUGAAAUUUCUAUAUAAAGCUGCCGUUUUAUAUGUGGAAGAAAAGUUUAACCAAUACUCGAAUUUCCAGUAGACAAUAAAAGAAGUUUCUAUAUGUCACUAUAUUAUUGUGAAUUUUAUAUAUAUAAAUAUAUAUGUAUGGUAUAUUAUAUUAUUUUUAAUAUAUAAGUAUUUAAUUAUA